UUAUUUAAAAUUAAUUUUCUUUUUUAAAUUUGUAUAACAAACCAACAUGAAGUUCAUUUUGGGUGUUAGUUUGGUAUUAAUUACGUUAACAACAUCGAUAAACGCAGACUCAGAUGUAGAACUCACAGGACCGAACGUGUGCAAGAAAUUAGAAGACUACAUACUAGAAGUUGUGAUAACUGAAAAACAGGCGUAUCAAGAACGAGAAAGUGUCUGGUGCUGGAGUGUACCGCCAAGAUGUUCAAAAUAUCGAAUCAAAUUUCGCACCGUCAAUAAAACACAAAACUUAACUAAAUCAAGAGUCGUCAAGGAAUGUUGUGCUGGUUACGGGAAAAACAAGAAAGGCGAUAUGUGCAUACCAAUUUGUACAGAAUGUAAGCAUGGUGAAUGUGUUGCACCUGAAGUGUGUCGAUGUGAUCCGGGAUUCGGAGGACCUGCUUGUGAUAUCAAUUGCCCGACGGGAUUCUGGGGACGUGAAUGUUCGAAGCGGUGUGAUUGCUUGAAUAAUUCAACUUGUGAUCAAGCUACAGGGGUUUGCAAUUGUGCCAAAGGAUUUAUUGGUGAAAAAUGCGAAAAUAAAUGUUCGCCUGAUCGUUUCGGUUUGAAUUGUACUGAAACAUGUCGCUGCAAAAAUGGAGGCAGUUGUCAUCACAUAUCUGGUAGCUGUAGCUGUGCUGCCGGUUUUACAGGACCACUCUGUGACGAAACAUGUCCGGAAGGAAAGCACGGUGAAGAAUGUGGACAAGAAUGUAAGUGCCAAAACGAUGGUAAAUGUGAUCCCCAGAAUGGAAAGUGUGAUUGUCCGGCUGGCUGGACUGGUGAUGUUUGUGCAAAUCGCUGUCAACCUGGAACUUAUGGUGUUAACUGUGGAAAUGUUUGUGAAUGUUAUAAUGGUGGUUAUU
Bradysia coprophila is the source of this 902-nucleotide messenger RNA. RefSeq lists its product as uncharacterized. The record is from RefSeq and is a predicted model, not a curated record. NCBI's taxonomy places the organism in Eukaryota, Metazoa, Arthropoda, Insecta, Diptera, Sciaridae.